Molecule: messenger RNA, 1359 nt
Organism: Colletotrichum abscissum
Lineage: Eukaryota; Fungi; Ascomycota; Sordariomycetes; Glomerellales; Glomerellaceae
Exons: 2
Coding region: 1-1359 (452 amino acids)
Source: RefSeq, a predicted model, not a curated record
AUGAGCGCUUUAUCUAUCUUGACUCCCUCUGAUGCCUCUGAUCUCGAGAACAAGGGUCUCCUGGGUCCUCGUACUGGGAGGGGCACUCGGCUGAUCCAUAACCGGCGUCUCAAUGCCCAGGCUGACAAUGAAUAUCAGCACAUCUCGCUCGAUACACCCCUCACUUCUUUGAAUGCCUUUACUGAAUUCCCCGAGUUUCUAAUCUCGUAUGCUACUUUGAUCCACGUUGAUUUCACUGAUCGGAGAGCCACGAACAUCUGGGAGAAGUGGACAAAUUGGUUUCCACAGGUCCCAGCCGUGAGAUUGACCCUCCGCGAGGUAAUCCUCAGUGGCUACGGUCUGAAUCACGAGACACAGCUCGUGAUUAUGGAUCCGAUGUUCAAGUACACUCGCCUCACGAUGUCAUGCCUUGACUGGGCCAAAGAUACAAUCAGAAUGCGAUUUGAAGCUCUCCGCGAUAUGCAAAGAGCCUCCAGAUUGAGAGAUUCUGGCUUAAUCAACCUGGUCUCUCUCACAGGUCCCGCCAGCUUCGGCAUUCAGACUCGCAACGCUCACACCCGCGCUGAGUCUUCUCAGACAGGACAAGGCUCCCUUGGUGGAGGAAGUUCUGCCUCCAGUCGGGGGGGCCGUCUCAAUCGAUCCUCUUCCAGUGUUCAGAGGGAUGGAACCCGCGGUGUAGCAGCUGGAAGCUCCCGGUCCGCGUCUGCCAUCGCAGCUCGGAAUGCCCCUGGUUUCACGAUAUUAUUCAAGGGAGUUGAACAACACCGAGUUGCCAAUCUCUUGAAUGUCAAUGGCCAGAUCGACCGCAUCAGCCCUCUCCGAAGCUGGGCGCCGACAGACUUCAGUGGCCAUGGCGAGCUCUACUACUUCACGCCCGACUACAAGGUGGCCGAGCGAUACGCCGCAUUCGCAAAACGGCGUGGCCAUAAUCUGGCGGUUUGCAUUGUCUCCAUAGCGAUUCCGAAUUCCGCCAUCGAGCAGAUGGAUUCUCCAGAGCUUCUACGCACCUUCUGGCCCAGCCCGGAAUGGAAGGAGCUCAUUUGGACUUGUCGGCGCGGUCAGAUCCAUCCGAGACAUCUCCGCAAGUACAAGCUGGCGACCAUUGUAAUUGGCACUAUAUCUUCCCGCCCGAACGCCUUGUAUGAAACCAUGCAAUCCCCCGCGGGGAUCACUUCCGACUUCGUUCUCAAGGUCGACGACAUGAACCCGAAUUCUGCACCUGCGACUCAAUUUGUUUUCAGCGCUGAAGAAGGCGAGGAGUUCUUCAGAGAGCAUGUGGGACGUAACAUUCGCGUUACCCCCUUCACCAGAUCCGAUCUUGAAGAAUGGGUGAAUGACUUUCGUCGAUCGCUGUCCUAG